AAAAUUGAAUAAUUUACGAGUAGGUUUUACCGCGGAAUGUCACAGGCAGGGUGUAUGUCAAAAUAUAAAAUAAAAGGUCGUGUCAUGCGCACUGGGUACUUCGGCUCGCAGGGACCCAGUCAGUCGCCUCGCGGUUACCGAACGGGCCUCUAUGUGCUCUGCCUUCGAAACUCGACCGUUCGAGCGCGGCGUUUAAAAAUUUAAAUUAAGAACACGUGCGUGCACAUUGAACGGUCAGUUUUUGACAGUGUUUUGAAGUGUUGUGAACUUUUGUGGUAUGAAAUAUAAAGUUAUUCGGUUAACGUAGGAAGUUUAGAAGAAAAUAUAAGUGUCGGAGACAUCGGAAGUGAUUCGGGUUGAUAAUGUGAAAAUUUAAGAGCAAUCAUGAUGAGGGUUGCUGCGCUGCUGUGCUUAUUUGGAUAUUUAGGCAUAUCGUCCGGCGGCGGCGGCGUCAGCGACCUGGACCUAUUCAACACGACGACAAACUACAACGCGACAGAAGGCGUGGAGCCGCACUUCGACAAUGCGACAAAGCGCGACUACACUGCGGCUGUCGGCCAGGCUGCCUAUCUGCACUGCCGCGUCAAAAGUUUAGGCGACAGAGCGGUAUCCUGGAUCCGCAAACGCGACCUCCACAUCCUCACCGUGGGCGUCCACACGUACAGCAGCGACGCGCGGUUCGCUGCGCUCCACACUGACGGCACGGACGAGUGGACGCUGCGAGUGGCGCCGGCGCAGCCACGUGACUCUGGUGGCUACGAGUGCCAGGUCUCCACGGAGCCUAAGAUCAGCCUGUCCUUCAGGCUCACCGUUGUUGUGUCGAAGGCGGAGAUCCUCUCGGGGCCCGAGCUGUUCGUGCGGGCCGGAUCCGAUAUCAACCUCACGUGCAUCGCGAGGCAUGCGCCGGAUCCCCCCAGCUUCAUCUACUGGUACCGCGGCUCACAUGUUGUGAACUACGCGCAGCGCGGCGGUAUCAGCGUCGAGACUGAACAACGAACGCGCACCAGCAGGCUACUGAUCGCGCGCGCCGCGCCUAGAGACUCCGGGAACUACACUUGCGCUCCUAGCAGCUCUGGUUAGUACUUACAUGCCUACCUAGCGACCUUCCUAGCAACUUUCGCCAAGGGCA
This is a messenger RNA of Cydia splendana, 1129 nucleotides long. Its product is annotated as lachesin-like. Gene Ontology annotation, biological process: synapse organization. The record is from RefSeq and is a predicted model, not a curated record. Gene Ontology annotation, cellular component: neuron projection membrane. Bases 385 to 1080 code for a protein of 231 amino acids. The transcript has 6 exons. Lineage: Eukaryota; Metazoa; Arthropoda; Insecta; Lepidoptera; Tortricidae.